Trypanosoma theileri is the source of this 2442-nucleotide messenger RNA. RefSeq lists its product as uncharacterized. The record is from RefSeq and is a predicted model, not a curated record. The transcript has a single exon. Lineage: Eukaryota; Euglenozoa; Kinetoplastea; Trypanosomatida; Trypanosomatidae. Gene Ontology annotation, molecular function: metal ion binding; ubiquitin binding. Bases 1 to 2442 code for a protein of 813 amino acids.
AUGAAACGAUAUGAAAACGACGCGAAAAAAUUGCAGUCGCUCGGUUUCAGCAAAACCAAGUCUUUACAAGCGCUAAAAGACACCGGUGGUAACUACAAUCUUGCUCUCAAGACACUUAAUCAACAAUGUGAACAACGAGCUCCAGCUCCAGUUCCAGUAAAGACGGAGGUGCGGAAAAAAAACCCAGACCCAGAAACAACGGAGGUCAUCACAAGUACCCCACCAAAACGUGAACGGAAACAUCCCUGUAUUGCUCAAUUUAAGACAUGCUAUUUUGGAGAUCGUUGUCUCUUGCGUGAUUACCCUGCGAACACAUGUAUAAACUACUUUAAUGGAAGCUGUUUAUAUGGUGAAUUCUGUACUAAACUACACCAUGUGGAUGGUGUAGAUAUUCGUGCUGAUCGAAGACCCCCAGUGCGUGGAAACACAUUGAAACUUCCAACAGGUGUUAUUGUGGAUGUAUCUGAAUCCAGUGGUGGUCAUGUGCUCAUAGGAAGAGUGGUAUCUAAUCCUGCAGAUACUGAUAAAGAUUUCGAUAAUAAUGUAAUAGAACCUCUUCCCCAUCCAGGUCGUUUUAAUCGCAUUCAAGGUUCUGAACCAACAUAUACGGAUCCCCAUGCACCCAAUUGGCAGACAGAACAAAUACCGUCUGUAAAUGCUCCAAAACCAUUUUUAGAGGCUGUGAAAAAGAAUUCAUCUGGUCAACAAGAAGAAUCAUCACAUCCACCAAGGAUACUGCAAGUUGUAAAGAGUCAAAGUUCCCCUUCUUCUACUACUACUUCUCCUCCUCCUCAAGCUUCCUUAAGUAAACCCAGAGCUAAACAUCCGUGUUUAGCACAAUUUGGAUCAUGCAAGUAUGGGAAGGAGUGUAAUCAUUCAGAAGUAGAUGCGGAUGUGUGUGUCUUUUUUCUAAACGGUCAUUGUAAUCGAGGCUCAACUUGUCUCUAUCGGCAUGAAAUGGGCAUAGAUUGUCUUUUGCCUACAAGGCCAGUUCUACAAGAACAGUCUAAUGAGAGUUUAUCAAAUAACCAGACUAUGAAAAGGUUAGAGGGUCGACAAGAGAAGGAUAAGAUGGCGGUAGUGUUGAGGGAGGAAGAAAAAGAGGAGGAAGCAGUCUGGGAAAAGCAACCGACUGGGGUAAUGUUGUCUGAUUUUCUUUCCGAUGUGGAAGUUAACGAAAGUGAGGCAAUCUUUCAAGAGCAAAACUACUCACAAGAACAGUAUUCAUAUCAACCAAGUGAUGAUAAAGAAUUGGAAGCACUUAUGGGUCUUUUGGAAGCAUUUCCAUCUGCUGAACCUUAUUUACUAUUACAAACCCUUCGAUGUGCUAAUGGGGAUGUUAAUUUUGUUGCAGAUACUUUAAGUAAGUUAGAUGGAUUUGAAAGUGCUGAAGAAAUUAAUGCUAUUCUCUGGGAAGAACGUGCAAAAGAGGAUACAUCUGUGCAAGAAGCUGGAUUACAGUCAAAUCAUGAGUGUUUUCUCACCUUAUGUACUCUAUUCCCUGCAGUGGAAACAUCCUCUAUUGAAGCAGUUCUGAGUAGAUGUAAUGGAGACUAUGCAGAAGCGUACGAUACUCUUUUAUGUUCUGUAGAGAACCUAACACGAAGAGAUUACGGCAAUCAUUGGAAUGGAAAUAUUAAACCAGCUGAUGAAUUGAGAUUGCAAAAAUUAUAUGCUAUGUUUCCUUCUUUGCCAAAAGAAGUUAUUCGUAGUACUUUUGGAGCCUCCGGUAGUGAUGUUACCAAAACGAGUACCGCCCUUAAUGAAAUGAUAGCAGAAUUUUUAAAGUUUGAGAAUGAGACGACUAAAACAACUACCAAUAAUAGUGUUUCUACAGUUCCUCGUGUAUCGGAUCGUUCUUACAAAACAACACAAGAGCCAUUGCCAUCCCAUUUGCUGCAGCCGAGUGCUACACGAGAAGAAGUGCAAAAGUUCUGCGAUGAAGUCGAACCAGAAUUGCGUUCCAUGGGAGACUGGCGACGUGUACGGGAGCGUGCGUACAUUAUUAAUUCCUGUCGUUUGCGUGUAAUGAGUCAAGCCUCUGCGGCGUAUCUGCGUGGGGAUGGAAAGACGGCGAAGGCCCUCAGUCGCCAUGGGAAACAACUCGGAUUGGAGUACAAUCGACUCAAUCGCAUUGCGAUGGUGGCGCUCGAACGGGAAAGACUCACGUCUAAUCCCGCCUCAACGUUGGAUUUGCAUGGAUUUCACCGGGAUGAGGUGGUGGAGGUGCUGCGGCGGCGUGUGGAGUUGUGUGUGCGGAAGAAGAUUCGUCGACUGACGAUUGUUGUUGGUUGUGGACAUCACAGUCGACGUGGGUACUCCACGAUUUACCCCGCCGUUCUGCAACAACUACAGCAAGAUCCACAAUUGAAGGGAAUUGUUGAAAUUAAAUCCAUGAAACCAGCCUUCUUUGAGGUUCUGGUGACGUCAAGAAAAGAGUGA